AUGCCUUGUUCUAUAUCUAUUGAUAGAAGGGGAAAGGGGAGCAAGGCUGCAACGAAAGAGAAAUCAGAGAAAGAGGGUGUGGGAGAUCGGGUGAUGGACAAUGAGGGGCUGGGUAUCCCCCAGGCAGUCGAAUCCGUGGAAGAACGAACGAUUCUAAUCCGGACAGACCAAACAUCACAAUAUUGGACCGAACCAGAACAUAGCCCUCCGGUUCCCACCAGCAAAUUACGAGUGGGUUGGAACGAAUGGCUGCCAGACUACGCCAAUCCCCUGUCACCCUCGAUCACAUUGGAGGACUGCGAACUUUUUCACGAACAAGGCGCAUUCAAUGUCCCAGAUACCAGAAGCAGAACCGGGAUCCUGAACGCAUAUUUCCAAUUUGUGCACCCUGCAUUACCGAUCUUGAGCUCAGAAGAUUUCUUGAUGGUUCUUGAUGAGAAUUAUAACGGCAACCGGGGUAUCAGCUUGCUGUUGUUUCAAGCGGUGAUAUUCGCCGCUACUACAUUCCAAUCAAAUGAUUCUCUGGUGUUUGAGGGAUUCAAAAGCAGGAGAGAAGCUCGGCAAGUUCGAUUUCAGCGCACCAAGCUGCUUUUUUCAUACGGCUGCGAAGAAGACCGUAUCACUAUUUUGCAGUCUGCGCUGUUGUUAACAUAUUGGGACGACACUUCCGAUCAAAGCCAGGACGCCUGGCAUUUUGUCGGUCUAGCGAAGACCAUUUGGGACUCAAUAAACGCAAAACCAACAGAUUCCGAAAGGAAAUUCAUUCAACAACAACCGGGACUUUGGAGUCGAAUCUCUUGGUCGUGCUAUAUCAGAGACCGCCUAGUUUGUCUUCAAAUGAGACGCCCAUUUCAAUUUGACGAAACCGACUUUAAAAUCGAUGUCCUUCGACCUUCGGAUUUUGGAGUUGGCCCCUUGCCGACCAAGUGUUGUCUUGGAAGUGAUGGAAGUCAUCCAGCGAUUAGGGACCCCUCUAUGCGAAGUGUUUUGUCUCAAAUUAGCAUCAGUCUACUGCAAUGCUGCCAAUGUAUUACGCGUAUUCUGAACUGCCAAUAUACACCAUAUCGGGAGCCAAACCAAUCGACAAAUUCACCCAGGAGCACCCUUUUACCAAGACGUCCUCAUGCAAUGAGUGUCGAAGUCUUGCUUCGUGAUAUUGAGCUUGAAGAAUGGCUCACCACUCUACCGGAAGCUCUUCGAUGGCACUCGUCCGACCCUGGCUUUCAGAUCAGUAAGCAUGGAGAGGUUUUUAUUCAUUUCCGCGCCAUGUUCAACGGUAUCUACAGUCUUGCUUGCAGUGCUUUGCAUCAACCACAGCUUGUCAUGAGAGGUUCUAGGCUUCCGGAGCUCAUUGAGCUCUCAAAGCGAAGACUUCGCCACUCGGCAAAUACCGUCACCCAGGUGUACAAAUACAUUAGAUCCCAGAAUCUUAUUCAUUUAUUUUCAGAUUCGCAAGUCGCAAUGCUGGAAACCGCUCUCAUCGCCCAUCUGGACGAUCUCGAGUCCACAGAGUCUUCGACCCGCCAGUCAGCCAUGGAAUCUUUUCAAUCAUGUGUACAAGGAUUACAGCAUCUCGGAGAAACAUUCUCUUCUGCAACAUCAGCUCUUGGAUCCGUGAAUGCUAGUAUUCGAAAGACAGCAAUUCCACUCGAAUUAACAUAUAGCCAGUUCAAUCACACACUGGACGGCAAUAUUACCAGCCAUGACAGAACAAUUAUGAACCAACGCAACUUUAACGACCUCCCAGAAACCUUUUCUUCCUCGCCCACCAUUGCACAGCAACUCGACACCCUUGACCCCCCACAAAUGAGCAAGCUCCUUUGCUCCCACUUCAUGAUGACACCCUCAGAAAUAAGUCUCCUACAGAAUCUCGCAUGCAUGGAAGGAGGUAAUUUGGACUUAUAUUCCGAUGGUGACAUAGCUUCGGAUGAGGACUCGUACGCCUCCAGUGCCCGAGGCCUUGGUUCAUACCAGUCGCAGCUCCCAUCCAUACAAGCACCUCCACAGACCGCGAUCACAGCCCCCAAUCCCCAAGUACACCCUACAGUGGAGCCUUAUGGGCAUAGUAACGGUGACGAUGAUUGGAACAUCCUGCCGUCAUUAGUAUUCCCUUCGGAUGACGGUUCCAAGAUUCAUUAUACACCCGAUGGUGAACAUGAGGACAUGGCACUUUUUGAGGUUGGACACUACAUAAAAUUAUAG
Molecule: messenger RNA, 2202 nt
Organism: Penicillium crustosum
Lineage: Eukaryota; Fungi; Ascomycota; Eurotiomycetes; Eurotiales; Aspergillaceae
Product: fungal specific transcription factor domain-containing protein
Exons: 2
Coding region: 1-2202 (733 amino acids)
Biological process (GO): DNA-templated transcription
Molecular function (GO): zinc ion binding; DNA binding
Source: RefSeq, a predicted model, not a curated record